Dibothriocephalus latus is the source of this 234-nucleotide messenger RNA. The record is from the annotation of a GenBank genome assembly. Lineage: Eukaryota; Metazoa; Platyhelminthes; Cestoda; Diphyllobothriidea; Diphyllobothriidae.
AUGUUUGCAGACCAUGUGGUGAUUCCUCCUCAACUUCGACCUGUUGUGCUACAGAAGUUGCAUGCUCAUUCUGGUACCGGUCGAAUGAAGUCCACUGCACGCAGUUUUGCCUACUGGCCGUGUAUUGACAGCGAAAUCGACUACAUCGUUCAGCGCUCUUCCCGUUGUCAACGAGCUGCCAAAACCUUCGCUCGACAGCCAUUCGUACCGCGGCAAACUCCGGAUAGGCCUUAG